AGGUGUAUUGUUAUUAAAAUUAUAUAUUCAUAAUAGAAAACAUUUUCUAAUAUUUUAAUGAAAGUUAACAACGGCAUAAUGUCGGAUUGCGAGGAAUUUAAAACAAAUUUUACUGACCCUGAACAGGAAUUACAAUAUUGGAAAAAUCAGGCUCAUCAAUAUAAAAAGAUUGUAGGAGAAGUUCAAGAUGAAAUGGCAGAAUUUACAGAGUCAAGCAAGGAACUAGAAAAAGAACUUGAAGCCAUGAAUGAAAUGAAUGAAAAAGAAUUAAAAGAUAUGAGACAGAAAAAUAUGAAAUUAAAUCUUGAAUGUGAAUCAUUGAAAGAAAAACUAGAAAUGCACCAAGCAGAAAGUCAUCGCCAAAUAACUGACUUGGAAAGUGCACUUGCUAUGGAAACAGCAUUAAAAGCAGAAAAUAUUAAAUAUAUUCGAGAAUUAGAACAAGCCAACGAUGAUUUAGAAAGAACCAAAAGAGCAACUAUUGUAUCGUUAGAAGAUUUUGAACAACGGCUUAAUCAUGCACUGGAGCGGAACGCUUUUCUGGAAAGUGAAUUAGAUGAAAAAGAAGCAUUAGCUGUGACGGUUCAACGUUUGAGAGAUGAAGCAAGAGAUCUAAGCCAAGAACUCGCUGUAAGACAAAGAAAAGAUGUUCCAACAGAACACAAUGACACCAAAUUAAUUCAAAGCACACCGAGUAAGCCAUCAGCAUUACCAGCACUCGCACGUCAACCAAGUGGGUCCUCGCCAGCAAUUGCAAGAACAAAUACUAUUUCACAACCUUCAACACCAACAAGAGAACAGAAUGGAAUUCUACCUCAAAGUUCAACGCCUAAACCUGCUCCUCUAACUCCAUCUGCUCGUGUUUCAGCAUUAAAUAUCGUGGGUGAAUUACUGAGGAAAGUUGGUGCACUUGAAACAAAGCUUUCAUCUUGCCGAAAUUUUGUACGGGAAAGUCCGUCUUCACAGAAAGUGUCAAAAUCAAAUGUUUCUCAGCUUGAGUCUCCAGGUUGGGAACGCCAAGCAACAAGAAGCAAUGGUACUGCUGGGAUAUCGAACUCAAAGAAUGCAAUUACAACAUCAAUGAAAAUUAGUGUUUAAUAUAUUUCCAUCAUUCUUCUGCUAUAUUGCUUCAAAAUAACAACUAACAGCAAAAAUGGGCUGAAUGCCAAAAAUGCAAACAGAUCCAAAUAAAAUGCGAUACCUGGAGUGAAAAGUGUUAAGGUAGAUGUGUAAUAUGGCUGUUAGGUUGGUUUAACAAUGACAUCAUAUCAUCAAAGAGAGAACAAUAAAAAGUUAAAGAUUACGUAUUAUCUGUCAUAAAUGCUUUAUUCAGUCAUAUUUCCAUAAGUAAAGAAUUGUACUUUGUUUGCUUCAGUAUUUCACACAUGUAGGGUGCCUGUCAUUCACACAUGCAUUUGCUUGGUGUAUUGAGAAGUCUCUAUUUAGUUUGGCUAGUUAUUGUGGCAUCCUGGAUAUAUAUGGUACACCCUUGAAACAAUUAUUAUUUUAGACAAAAAGUGCUUUACUUAAUGUAUUGUUUGUUCAGUUGGUGAGACGGUAAGCGUUCAAUGUUCACAUUGGGUCGUCUUUUAAUAAAUCAAACAUUUUUUAAUUGCGCAACUCUGUGCAUCAUUGUUGCUUAUAUUGGUCAACAUAUUAUUCUGUAAAAUGCUUAUUGCAAUUAGCCGUCCUUUGCAACUACUUAUGUAUUUAUCAGUAUUGUUCUUUGAAUGCAAGUUUUUUGCAGGUGGUUCCAGUUUUACUUAUCAGAGUAUUUUUGUAUGUUAAGUAAUCACAAAGAACAAUAUCAUUCUAUGCUUAGCUUAUUCUGUUAUUUUAAGGUAUACUUUUUAUUUUAAGUUAUAUUUUUAUCUAUUUGACAUUGGUUUGUUUAUUAAAAUAUUAUUGGAUGUUGUAGUUUGUAUGCUGCACAAGUAACUUGCUCUUCAAUGUCUGGCCAAACCUGGAUAUUAGAUAGGGUGAGCCACUGAGACAACAUAGGAGUUUGCUUGCUGCUCAAACCUGGUUUAUGUUUGCUCCUGGUAACUACAUCAUAAAGCAAUAUUGAAUUAGGCCCAAAUCACUUUCUUUUUACCAUGUUUACAGUCGUCACAAAGUUUGUACAUGUCUAACUAAUAUUAUGUGCUCUGGAUGUUAUUAUGUUCAUUCUUAUCAGCUAUUGAUACUAUUUUGAAAUUUUAACAUACAAUGGGGAUAUGGGAUUCGGUUCAAUUUAUUGAUAAUCUUUCCCUUCAAAUGUGCAGGGUCUCUGAACAUUUUUGUCUGUCUGUAAAAGUGGGAAACACGAACCUCUGUUUCAAUUCUGUUAUAGAAUAUAGUAGUCAUCUAACAUAGUCUUAAUUUUCCAUGCACUGCUAUUAGGCCAUUUUAAAUAGGUCACAGACUCAUCGUACAUGAAGAUAUGUUAACUUAAAGUUAUUAUCAUACUUACUGUUUUUUUGCAAAUUACAACGUUUUAUUUUAAA
Styela clava is the source of this 2486-nucleotide messenger RNA. Its product is annotated as nuclear distribution protein nudE-like 1. The record is from RefSeq and is a predicted model, not a curated record. NCBI's taxonomy places the organism in Eukaryota, Metazoa, Chordata, Ascidiacea, Stolidobranchia, Styelidae. Gene Ontology annotation, molecular function: microtubule binding. Gene Ontology annotation, cellular component: kinetochore; kinesin complex; centrosome. Gene Ontology annotation, biological process: chromosome segregation; microtubule nucleation; centrosome localization.